Molecule: messenger RNA, 505 nt
Organism: Kickxella alabastrina
Lineage: Eukaryota; Fungi; Kickxellomycota; Kickxellomycetes; Kickxellales; Kickxellaceae
Exons: 1
Coding region: 60-479 (139 amino acids)
Biological process (GO): negative regulation of Arp2/3 complex-mediated actin nucleation; actin filament debranching
Cellular component (GO): actin cortical patch
Molecular function (GO): Arp2/3 complex binding; actin binding
Source: RefSeq, a predicted model, not a curated record
CUUUUCUUUAUUUUCAAUUUAUUUUAAUCAAUUCUAAUUUCUCAUCGUUCAAUACUAGAAUGUCUUCUGUCACUUGCUCAAUUUCUGAACAAGUAAUCUCGGGCGUCAAUGCGCUGCGGUUCAUCAAAACGACCAUCACCAGCAAGCCAUUCCACGCAUACGUUGCGAAAAUCGAUGCAACACAGACGGUAGUUGAAGACCAGCUAGACGACGUCACGGAUUUUCCCACGCUGAUCGAUGAGCUGCCAGACAAUGAGCCGCGGUACAUUGUAGUGAGCUACCGUAAGGAGCACGAGGAUGGCCGGGUGUCCUACCCAUUGGUAUUUAUCUAUUAUUGCCCCGAAACGGCACCGCCACAGAAGCUCAUGCUGUAUGCGAGCACACAGACGUCAUUUGCGAAUGAGACAAAGCUGGGAAAAUCACUUUUGGUCGAGGAUAAGGAGAAGUUUAGCGAGGAGUGGGAGGAGUUAUUUUAUUAGAAUUAAUAAAAUCUAGUUUAGCAUAU